GCGUAACACUUACAAAGUUCAUAGAGUUUUAAUAGUGUUUGUGUGAUAAUGUAACCGAUUGUAAAUAAGUUUCGUAUUACCCAAGUUGUGUGAAGUCAUGUUAAAGUUUUUGUAAUCUUCAUUUAAGUAAAAAAAAAAGUGAAAAUGAAAGUAGCUGAGCAACGAUAGUCAACGUUGUUAGCAAUCGUUUUGAAUUUUAUAGUAACUUAGCAUAAAGGUUCUACGGGACCAUUGAAAAAAGGGUACAACGAAAAAGGUGGCGGUAAAGAAAAUUCUUAAAAAGGUUUUGGAGAGUCAAGGUGUGCGUGAAGGACAUGAGUCGACAAAUAUUUUGACAGGUGUUUUAUUGUGGAUUAUAAUGUGAAUUGAAGAGGAAACAAUGCCGUCUUCUGACAAUCGACCACCGGGUCGUGGCUGGCUGGAGACGAUGGUGGAGUUGCCGUCGGGUGUUGGAGACGAGCCACCAGAUGUAGUCCCACAAGUUGGUCUAUGCUGCGAGGUGGUACGAGAAGGCCGCGAGGGAGAGGGCGAGGUGGCGCCCGACGGCGAGCGGCUACCAGGUGACGGCGCCAGCUGUUCUGCGCCUGAUGACCAGCACCGUAUUAGUGAUGAAGACGGCUCUUCCAAUAGUCCACGCAACAGCAUCGACCCAUUUCGUACCGAGAGUGAUCCAGUGUCCUCUGAAUCCAUCCUGAGAACGGGACGUUACUACAAGGGAAUAUAUUGGCCCUCAAUAACGAAUAGCUUUAAGGAUGAGACUGUGGAGUUGUCAUAUCAGCGGUACUCGAGACGUCAGCGUCAGAAGUCUCUGAUAAUGGUGAAUGUUGUGGACCUCGCACUAAAGAUUUGCUUGUCGCUUAUUUAUACGCUCACCAAUAGGCAUGAUAUCGAGUCGGUGGCGGACGGGUACCAGAUCGCGUGGACGGUAGCUUUCGCUUGCCUCAACGUAGCGGUGUGCCUUCUUGGCUGCUGGCGCUGCUUCGCCAACAACUAUUUACACUGGGCCGCCGCCGCAACAUGGAUACUGCUUAUCGCACAAGGAUUAAGCGGACAAGGCAUCGGUUUCCAAGCGCCGGAGAACCAAGUAUGGUACAUGCUGUUCAUUAUCUUCGCACCGUACGCCAUGUUGCCGCUCUCGCUGGGCUGGUGCAUCGUCAUUGGCCUGCUGUCCUCUGUAUCACACGUCCUCGCCACCGCAGUCGUCAUUAAAGAUAUUAUGAACAACAGCACUGAAGUCGCCCAAUCUUGCGCAUUGCGGCUGCUAAUUGCCAACGCAUUGCUGUACAACGCGGUGAACUUUGCGGGCAUGUACGCCAAGUAUCUGACGGACUGGGGACAGCGCAAGGCUUUCCUUGAAACACACCGCUCCAUGGUCACUCGACAGAGGACGAAACGAGAGAGUGACAGGCAAUGGAAACUUUUUCAAAGCGUAAUACCAGACUUCUUAGCUAAAGAGAUCUACAGCCACGUGUCCAGGGUUAAGGGGGAAUUUCAAGAGCAGCAGUUCAACAAUCUGUACAUUCAAAGGCAUGAAAACGUUUCGAUACUGUUUGCUGAUAUAAAAGGAUUUACAGAACUGUCCAGCAAAUGUAACGCUCAAGAGUUAGUGAAGAUAUUGAACGAGCUGUUCGCGCGCUUUGACAGACUGGCGUCGGAGAACCACUGUCUCCGCAUCAAAUUGCUGGGCGACUGCUACUUCUGUGUAAGUGGGCUGCCGGAGCGGCGCUCCAAUCAUGCCUACUGCUGCGUCAACAUGGGCCUACACAUGAUACGUGCUAUACGCGACGUGCGGUACAACGCCCAGGUGGAUCUGGACAUGCGUAUCGGCGUGCACAGCGGUGCUGUGCUAUGUGGCGUGCUGGGCCUGCUCAAGUGGCAGUUUGACCUGUGGUCGCUCGACGUCACCAUAGCCAAUCACAUGGAGAGCGGUGGCUUGCCCGGGCGUGUGCACAUAUCAUCAGCGACGCUGGAGUGUCUCAACGGCACGUUUGAAGUGGAGGCGGGUGAAGGCGGAACGCGCGACCCACGUCUGCGCGAGCUCGGCCUCACCACCUACCUUAUCAAGUCUUCCGAGCAGCCGCGCAGAACUCGACAUCGCUCGAGACCCAAUUGCAUACAAGCAGUGACGCAAGCUCAGUGCGAUACUCCACGUCGCACCAGCAGCAGCAUUGACGACGAGAAUACGACAGACUGGACGCCAGAGAUGCCAUUCCAGAGCUACUUCUCAAGUUCAUCAGCCAUCGUGACGCGUUUACCUCGUCUUAUUAAACACGAGGACGCUGAGCAGGGUCAGGAUGUAGAAAUAACAUCAAUGUCAGAUGAGGACGACAUAAUCAACCACUCAAUCGAGGUGAGCAGCAACCGUCGUAUGCGACUUGACAACAUGCGCGCGUGGUCUCUGCGCUUUAGACGCGCUUCACUCGAGCAGCGCUUCGCCAGCCAAGACGAGCGCACCUUCAAGUCCAACGUAAUGUGCUGCCUCGUGCUCUGGCUCUUCAUACUCGCCGUUCAAUACGUCAUACACUUCAACUGCUGGAGACUGGUGGCGAUACUAGGCGUUAUGUCGGUGCCGCUAGCGCUGUCAUUCUGUCUGGUGAUGGCGGAAGAGUUCCCCGGCGUGGCGCCGCGCCUGGCACGCGCCUCCGCCGCGCUCGGCCGCACACGUCUGCGCCGUAACCUACACAUCUGCUGCUUCGUCACCAUCAUGUCUAUUUCUAGCACGACAAAGCUAUACAUCUGUCCGUCGUCAUUCCGGAACGCGACGAGUCCAUUGGAGAGACCGAACGGCACGAACGCGGACCAUGAGCGCGCUGGCGAAUGCUAUCGGCCCGAGUACGUCGUGUUCACGUGGAUCUUAUGCCUCGUUGCGCUCACCUCCAUCCUUAAGCUGUACUAUCUCAUCAAGACUCUUUUGGCCGUUCUCAAUGUAGCCAUGUUCUCGGUGCUGCUGCUAAUAUAUUACAACGAGUAUGACUUCGACUCCUUAAACAGAAGCACACAGCUGCCGUUCUACGUGCAGAUGUUGAUCCUGAUGGUGAUGUUCCUGGUGAUGGUCGUGUACCACGCACGGCUGGUGGAGGUGACAUCGCGGCUAGACCUGCUGUGGCGACUGCAGGCACAGACCGAUCUCGCAGAGAUGCGCGACACGCAACGCACCAACCGGCAUCUGCUCAAGCACAUCCUGCCCGAUCACGUCGUCGCUCACUUCCUCGCCAAGGACCGAUGCCCGGAUGAGCUGUAUUCGCAGUGGCGCGACGAGGUUGGCGUGAUGUUCGCGGGCAUCCCCAACUUCCACGAGUUCUACUCCGAGCAGAAAGCCAUCGACUGCAUGCGUCUGCUCAACGAGAUCAUUUUUGACUUUGACAAAUUGCUGAUGCAGCCAAGAUUCAAGAGCAUAGAGAAGAUCAAAACAAUCGGGGCGACAUACAUGGCGGCUUCCGGUCUUAAUCCUAAUCACAAAAGCGGGCAGGAUGAGUGCGAGCAUCUGUGCGCGCUGGUGGACUAUGCAUUCGCGCUGCGCGAGGCGCUCGACGACAUCAACAAGCACAGCUUCAAUAAGUUCCGUCUGCGAGUCGGCAUAAGCUGCGGACCACUGGUGGGUGGUGUGAUUGGCGCGCGCAAGCCUGUCUAUGACAUUUGGGGCAAUACCGUCAACGAGGCUUCGCGCAUGGAGAGCACCGGCGCCAUGGACCGCAUACAGGUCACCAAGUACACGAAGCAGGUGUUGGAGCGUCGCGGGUACGGGUUGGAGCCUCGGGGGCCGGUGGAGGUGAAGGGCAAAGGACGCAUGGAGACGUGGUGGGUGCGGCGGCGGCGUGCGCGCGGUGCUGGCCCACUGCCCGCGCCCGCGCCACCUCGCUCGCUCGCCGCGCUCGUCUACACCAUGCUGCAAGCACGCAAGCGCAUCUACACACAUCCGCUCGACACGCCCGCUAUAUCAAAUUCGCGCGGCGGCAGCGUCCGUGCCGAGCGUCGCGUACCUAAGCGGCAUACGCACACCAACGGUCAAAAAAUGGAAAUGGGAAUUCGUCCACACGCGAGCAGCAUGGUGGUGCGCCGGCCCGACAUGGCGCCGCCGAUAGUGGGCAGCGCCUCCGCGCCGCACACGCCCACCGCGCCUCAUGCGCCGCAAGCGCCGACCCAUGCGGUCCCAGCGCCUCACAUGAGCGAGCCGCGGCUCGGCAUCGGGGCGCGACUGAAAGCGGCCAGCUUCUCGUACCGCACGCGGCCUGCCCGCGAGCGCGAUCGGUCUCCGCGGCUGCGGGAACAGACCGAGGGUUCGGUGGGUUCUGUAGCCAACGGCACACCCGGCUCCUUCCGCUUCCGCUCCGUCACCACCGCCUCCUUCUUCCGCAGCCGCAACAGAGACAGGAGGAACAAGGAGCAAGUCGACGAGAACGCCCAAGAUAACGGCGACACACACGUCACUACGAGGAUGUAACUUUAAUGUGGCAAUUGUGUACAGUACUGAUUGACAGAAGACAUAGUUUUUACGAUGUUUCUAUUCAUAUAGUGCAUAAAUAUUAUUUUUAAUUUUAAGCACAAAUUGUAGGACGUUCCUAUUUAUUGUUACUUUUUUAGAUCAUUUAUUACUUUUGUAUUUAUUCAUUGUUCACUUGUAUGUGUUUAUUAUGUAAAUUAGGAGUAUCAAAUGGACCGUUAAAUACGGUCAUUUUUGACUUACUAUAGAUAACAACAUCUGUAGCUACGCUUUAAUGCUUUUCCUAUAUAGAAUUUAACAUUUAGAUAUAAUAGGAAUAUAACCUAUAGAUCUUUGUCGUUCAGUCGUAAGUCGAUUUACAAAAAAAAUCAUCUUGUAUUGUAUUAUAAAUAACAACAAUAAAAAAAUAUCCCUACAAAAGCUCUCUGAAAACAUUAGGCAAAUCUAUAGAUUAUAAAUCAAUGAGAAAUAUACCCACUCUAGUCGUAAAUGUAAUCUGAAUCAAGAUCUUAAUAUAAUAAGAAAUAUUUGUAUAAAAGUGUACAGCUUAUUUUACGCUUCUUAGUAUUAUAUACCUUAAAUUGUACCAAUUAGGAAGAAAAUCUGAUGCUGUGCCGAUGUAUCGGCGCAACACUAGCCUUAUUAAUCAUUAUCAAUGUUCUUGUCCCCUCACUAAUCAAUCUGACAGUUGACUUGGUAAAAAAGCGCGCCAUCCGCUCUAAAUUAUUAUAACUAAUAAUGUCUUAAACAAUGAAACAAUUUUGUAGUAUUAACUAGACUCUGUGUGCACCCAAACCUGAUACUACUAACAGACAGCACAUAAAGACAUUAUACUAAACUGAUAUAUAAAAACGGCUAAACACUCACGUAUAUUCGUCCGGUGGCGGCACC
Molecule: messenger RNA, 5332 nt
Organism: Papilio xuthus (Asian swallowtail)
Lineage: Eukaryota; Metazoa; Arthropoda; Insecta; Lepidoptera; Papilionidae
Product: adenylyl cyclase 78C
Exons: 30
Coding region: 380-4441 (1353 amino acids)
Biological process (GO): intracellular signal transduction; cAMP biosynthetic process; adenylate cyclase-activating G protein-coupled receptor signaling pathway
Cellular component (GO): plasma membrane
Molecular function (GO): adenylate cyclase activity
Source: RefSeq, a predicted model, not a curated record